This is a messenger RNA of Pseudocercospora fijiensis CIRAD86, 993 nucleotides long. RefSeq lists its product as uncharacterized. The transcript has a single exon. The record is from RefSeq and is a predicted model, not a curated record. Bases 1 to 993 code for a protein of 330 amino acids. NCBI's taxonomy places the organism in Eukaryota, Fungi, Ascomycota, Dothideomycetes, Mycosphaerellales, Mycosphaerellaceae.
AUGAGAACCGAGCAGAUCAUCUUCGAAGCUAAAGAAGCAGGCCGCCGAAUGAAGGCCAGUUGCGACUCCGACACCGAAAGUCGCCGCUCGUCCAUCACAAUCGACGACAAUGGCAUGAUCAUCCAGCGCGGCUUCCUUGCGCCAGUCAGCAGGUCGUCGUCGCAGAACUCGCUCGCGUGCACUCUGACAAACUCCUCCGCCAGCUCUUCCUUCAUCGCAGACUUCAAUACACCGGCAACGUCAUUUGGGUCGCCAGCACCAGGCUAUAGUCGCCCGACAGGAUCUCUCUACCACGCGGCAGAAUUCAGAAGACUGCGCAAGGAGUCGGCCACCUCUCUUUUGCUUCCUGUUCAAAAUCCGCCACUGGAGGUGGUAUGGAGACCACGACCUGGGAUGGGUGAAAGGCGCCGGACUUGGCAGACUGCCAAUCAUCGUGCGUCGCAAAGCACCUCCAGCAGCUACAAAGGCGAUGAGAGCGCACUGGGCAGCUCAAAACGCGACCAAGGAUCGGCGGCGACGACGGAGGUCCAGCGCGUGUCACAAAGCACUCCCAGCAGCUACAAAGAUGAUAAUGGCAUGAAAAUCUCCAAAGACCCCACAGAAUUCGGAGCGAAGAGGGCAGUCUCGCGCGUGGCGUCGCCAUCAGCAUCUCUGCUGUCAGAAAGCCUCAUGGAAUCGAGAAUGAAACAGAAGAGUCGGAGUGCAUUUGAAGCGCAAAUGAAGAGGAGUGGCGAGUGUGGCAGCACCGGCAAAACGCCGAAUUUUGGUGGACGCGAACAGCGAAGCAGCUCACUUCUGGAGAAUGGCCAGUCACCACUAAAGCAAAAGGAGCCUGCCCGGAGCGAUUCAGAACACGCAGAAGACGAUGGUGCUGCAAUCGCCUCGGAUGGCGAGGACGACGACGACUUCAUUGACGACAGUGAUGUCACCAUCAUGCGCAACCGGAAUUGCUACGCAGAACGUCGAGCGCUCAACGAUGCGAGGGUAAUCUGA